AUGCCCGAAAUAAUAGACCUCCUAUCAUCUGAUCCUCCCACUUCACCAAAGCCCCAGGCGUCAAAACUGCAACAGCCAGUUGAACUCCCGUCGCGACGUCCAUCCCACCAGCUCAAUUUAAUUUCGUCGGACCCGUUCGAUACAUCCCUGUUCGACUUUGAAGAGGUCUUCGACAUACCUGCCAAGAAACGGCGACUGAGCGAUCAAAACACCUCUUACCUGCGACAAAGCAUCACGGCUAAUGCACCUGGAGCGGCGGAGCCCUGGUUCUCGAUCUCCGAUGAUGAUUUUGACCUGCCGCCAGCGAAAGCUGCGGUACAGAAUAAACCAUUCCAGUCGCGUGUUGAAGAGUCGGAUCCAAUUGACUUCAACUCUUCGGCCCCAGUCCUUUUACCAAAGCCCCCGUCGCGGAAACCGAAUCUUUCAACCCGGGACAUUAUUGCGCUUGCUGACGAUGACGUGUUGUCGGACCCUAUGAAACUCCCGCCGUCAAGAUUCCAUGGGCAUAGCGAUAUUGAUGAAUUCAGUGAUCCGUUUACUCUGCCUGAAUUUUCUGACCUAUUGAAAACCCCGACUACCUCGAAUCCUAUCUUCUCCGAGUCGACUGCUCGCCUAUUAUCUCGCCUUGGCGACGGACGUACUUCAGACCCCAAAACAAGGCCUGGAACACGAAAGCUGAAAGGUACCAGCUUGCAAUCUACAGCUGUGGGGAACCUCUCCGACGACGGAAUUGAUGAACUAGUAGCGCCCCGGAAAACAGCAAAGAAAACAAGCAAAGUCACUACUGCUGAAAAGGAAGCGAAGACCAAAGCACGUGAGGAAGCAAAGCUACAGCGAGAACGAGAACGCGAGCUUGAGAAAGAGCGCAAGUUGAAGCUCAAAGAGGAGAAAGCGAAAGAGAAACAACGAGCUGCCGACAUCGCAAGCGUCAACAAGCUGAAAGUGAACAAAAAGGAUUCAACACCAGAGAUGAUUGUCGACAUGGCCACAUCUCUCGAGGACAGCAGCGUCGGCACCCAAACCGUCGAGUUCAUGAAACGACUCGGCGUCCAACACACAUUCUUCACAAGCGCAAUUCCCAACAUAGUUAAAUGGCGUCGCAAAAUGAACGCAACAUACAACAGAACCCUGCGCCACUGGGAACCGUGUCCAUUCUUCAUCCAAAAUGAAGACCACGUGCUAUGUCUGUUACCGGCGCCAGAGUUCAUCAACAUGAUAACCCGACCGCGAGACGACGAAGAAAGAGAACGAGAAACCCUAGAAAUCCACGUUCAGCGAAUUAAAAGCGCCUACCCAGACUGCAAACCCAUCUACCUAAUCGAAGGGCUGACGGCUCUAAUGCGCAAAAACACAAACGCACGCAACAGAGCCUUCCAAGCCGAAGUCCUGCGCCAACUCGCCGAAACAACCGCAACAGAAGAGCCAGAACGAACGACAAAUCACAGAGCCCGAAAACCAAAGAAAAAGCCCGACACGACACCCCUCGUCGACGACGAGAUUGUCGAGGACGCUCUGCUCGAACUGCAGGUCACGCAUUCCUGUCUCAUUCACCACACGACCGCGCCAGCCGAUUCCGCGGAGUGGAUAAAACAUUUCACCGAGCACAUCUCCACAGUGCCCUACCGCCGUGAACGACAGGAGGCACACAAUGCUGCUUUUUGUAUGGAUACCGGACAGGUGAAGACGGGCGUCGAUAAGCACGAUACUUUUAUCAAGAUGAUUCAGGAGGUCAAUCGUGUGACAGCUCCUAUGGCUUAUGGGAUUGCGGGACAGUAUCCCUGCGUUGCAGACUUGACUCGUGGGAUGCGGAUGCAUGGUGCUAUGAUGCUGGAGGAUAUCAAGAAAUCCGCGAACAAAAAUGGCUCCCUGACGAAUGCGCGUAUUGGACCCGCUGCUAGUAGGCGGCUGUACAAAGUGUUCACUGGGCUCGAUCCGAGUUCGACGGACGUUUAG
Molecule: messenger RNA, 1953 nt
Organism: Penicillium digitatum Pd1
Lineage: Eukaryota; Fungi; Ascomycota; Eurotiomycetes; Eurotiales; Aspergillaceae
Source: RefSeq, a predicted model, not a curated record